Erinaceus europaeus (western European hedgehog) is the source of this 878-nucleotide messenger RNA. It is a transcript of the gene DPM1, whose product is annotated as dolichyl-phosphate mannosyltransferase subunit 1, catalytic. Gene Ontology annotation, biological process: GPI anchor biosynthetic process; protein O-linked glycosylation via mannose. Bases 29 to 811 code for a protein of 260 amino acids. The transcript is spliced from 9 exons. Gene Ontology annotation, cellular component: endoplasmic reticulum membrane. The record is from RefSeq and is a predicted model, not a curated record. NCBI's taxonomy places the organism in Eukaryota, Metazoa, Chordata, Mammalia, Eulipotyphla, Erinaceidae. Gene Ontology annotation, molecular function: dolichyl-phosphate beta-D-mannosyltransferase activity.
CUCUUCCGGCAACUUGCGCAGUUCCGUCAUGGCCUCCAAGAGAACGAAGCCUAACUCUCCGAGGUCUCUAAAGCAGACUGAGGUACGCGGCCCGGCUCAGGACAAGUAUUCAGUGCUUUUACCUACCUACAACGAACGUGAGAACCUGCCGCUCAUCGUAUGGCUGCUGGUGAAAAGCUUCUCCGACAGUGGAAUCAAUUAUGAAAUUAUAAUCAUAGAUGAUGGAAGCCCAGAUGGAACAAGGGAUGUUGCUGAACAAUUGGAGAAGAUCUAUGGGUCAGAUAAAAUUCUUCUAAGACCACGAGAAAAAAAAUUGGGACUUGGGACUGCAUAUAUUCAUGGAAUGAAACAUGCCACAGGAAACUAUAUAAUCAUCAUGGAUGCAGAUCUCUCACAUCAUCCAAAAUUUAUUCCUGAAUUCAUCAGGAAACAAAAGGAGGGUAAUUUUGACAUUGUCUCUGGAACACGAUACAAGGGAAAUGGAGGUGUAUAUGGCUGGGAUUUAAAAAGAAAAAUAAUCAGUCGUGGGGCUAAUUUCAUAACUCAGAUUUUGCUGAGACCAGGAGCAUCUGACUUAACAGGAAGUUACAGAUUAUACCGAAAAGAAGUUCUGCAGAAAUUAAUAGAAAACUGUGUAUCUAAAGGCUAUGUCUUCCAGAUGGAGAUGAUUGUUCGAGCAAGACAAUUGAACUACACAAUUGGUGAGGUUCCAAUAUCAUUUGUGGAUCGAGUUUAUGGUGAAUCCAAGUUGGGAGGAAAUGAAGUAGUCUCUUUCUUGAAAGGAUUGUUGACUCUUUUUGCAACUACAUAAAAGUUAAAUUCUUUUGUAUUUAUCAUGUUCAUUUCAAUUUUAACAUAAAAGAAGCCUGGUUGCUGUU